Molecule: messenger RNA, 1230 nt
Organism: Fusarium sp. VM40
Lineage: Eukaryota; Fungi; Ascomycota; Sordariomycetes; Hypocreales; Nectriaceae
Source: the annotation of a GenBank genome assembly
AUGCCGGACAGCAUGCUCUACACGGCCACGGCUUACGGUGCUCUUCUCAGCUUUGGCAUCGUUGCCUGGUUGGUCACGCAGAGGAGGAGGAGCCAGCCUCAAGUCAGGGCUCAAAUUAGGCCAGUCAAGACCACGCAGCCAGAGACCCGCAAGGAGGAUCGCAAGAAGAAGCAACGUCAGGAAGCUUUUGCAUCAGAGGCCCAGGAGUCCUCCAAGAAGCCUAAAGCCGAGCCAGACAACAAUGCUUGGUUGAGCAAUGCCAAGGAUAAAGACGAUAACGUCGACAAUCGCGAAUUCGCCAAACAACUUGCCAAAGCCAAGGAGGGAACCAAGUUUGCGGCCAAGUCUGAUGGCGGCAAACAGCGAGAGAAGUCUGUAAAGCAAUCUCGAGCCAACAAGGUGGCUGUUGCUGCUGAGGAGAAGGAAUCGGCCCCAUCAUCUAAUGCUGGUGCCGACGCAGACGACGAUCAAUCUCCCGUCACCUCCCCUGAGGUUACACCUGCAGUAGCUGUUGCCGGCGAUAUCUCCGAUAUGCUUGAGCCUGUACCUGCCCGCCAAACUGUCCUUCGUGUGACCAGUGCCGAGCCCAAGAAGGAAAACAAGAAGGCUUCUAAAGUUGAGGCUCCUGUCGAGUCCAAGAAGCAGCGCCAGAACCGCAAGAAGGCUGAGGCCGCCAAGGCUGCCCGUGAAGAGUCUGAAAAGGAGCGCAAGGUUCUCGAGGAGAAGCAACGCCGCUCCGCUCGCGUUGCCGAGGGCCGUGCAGCCAAGGAUGGUUCUCAGUUCACAGCUGCUCAGAACAAGUCGUCUGCUUGGAAGGAAGGAGCCCCCAAGGCCCCCGAGCCUGCUACCGCUUCUCAGACCAACGGCUUCCACCAGCCUCUCGACACUUUUGAGAAGGCGUCCUCUUCUACCGCCACUGCUCCCAAGACCACGGGCAGCAAGUGGAUUGAGUCUCUUCCUUCGGAGGAGGAGCAGAUUCAGCUGCUCCAGGACGACGAUGAAUGGAACACCGUCAAGACCAAGUCCAAGAAGGCUGCUAAGAGUGCGCCUUCAGCUGGAUCUAGCGACGAGGCUGCGGCCCGCCCCGCUGUCCAGCCCAAGCAGCCUACUGGCCCUAACAAGGUUUCUCAGCCUUCUCAGUCAUAUGGAUCCUUCACGGCGCUGACCACUAAGGACAACGCUGCCGACGAGGAGGAGGAGGAAGAAGAAGAAGAAGAGUGGGAUGUCUAA